UGAAACCCUCACUAUGAACUUCUUUGAUGCAUACGAUAUAUCUGGGACCGCAACCGCUCCAGCGGCCGCCCAACCCACGCAGAGUCUGAACGAGGAGGUCUCGGAGGUCGUCGGGCAGCUCAGUCGAUUCUGGGGUGGCUUCCGGAAACAAAGCCAGACUGCCUUCGAGGCGGCGAAGAAGGACCUCGGGACGGUCGUGCAGCAAGCCCAGAAGGAGCUCACGAAACUCACUGCUGAAGCUCCUUCUACACCUCCGGAGCCCAGUGCGUCCGCGACAGAACAAGCAGCAUCUGUGCCCGUCGACGCAGCAGAUGCAGUAUCUACCUCAUCCUCCGCAUCCUCAACCUCCACCGAGACUACCGACAAAGCCGCGCCUGAAUCUUCCCCAUCACAACCGGCGCAGCCCCAGACGAUCUUCGCUCGGCUGCAGGCUUCGCUGCCCCCCGCACUGGCUAACGUUCAGAGCCAGCUUCCGGAGACGUUGAAGGAGACGUUGAAGCAUGCGCGGGUCGGCAGUGCGAAUCUGACAGCGCUGGACUUCGCACAGCUGCGCAGUACCAUCGCAUCCGAGCUACAGAAGGUCCAGGGCGCAACUGAGGAGUACGUCCACCGGAGCGAAGACUUCCUGCGCGAGGCUGGUGAGUUCCUCAAAGAAGCGGUGAAGGUCGUCCCGCCGGAGGAAGGCGAUUCCGUCUACCCUGGCUUGAUCUGGGACGGCACGGAUGUAUGGAUGCUGCCCACGACGAGCGGCGCGGCGUCGCCCUCGCCCGCGGCUGGUAGUAGCAAGGGGAAGGGCAAGGAAAGAGAGGCGUCGGGCAGUUCUGGGAGGCCAUCGGUGGAUACGCUGCGGUCGGUAGCGACUCGCGCGGAGUCUAUGCUCAAGCAGCUACGGCACGACCCGGAGGUCAUCAAGGCUGAUCCUAAGGAUGACGGGAACGUGCGCGAUGUGUACAGCAACUGGCUAGCAAGCGAGGCGGCUUCCGAGGACCGCGGGCUGGGUACGACGGCAUGGCAGAACAAGGUCGAACGUGCCCUAGCAGAUCCGGUGGACGGCGCCGCAUUGAAGGCGACGAUGGACACGCUAGUACCGGAGACUCUGACAUACGAUGAAUUCUGGACGCGCUAUUUCUUCCGCGUGCACCAGGUCGAGCGCGAAGAAGCGCGUAGGAAGGCCAUCAUCCAAGGCACUACUGAUAACGAAGACGAUUUUAGCUGGGAGGAUGAUGAUGAGGAAAGCGCGUCCCCGACCACGAAACUCCCAGCAACGCCGUCCGCACCCCGACUCGAUGAAUCGCCGGUACAUCUUAGCGGGUCUACUGCGGAACCGAAGUCUCGCGUCUCCACUCCGGUAAAUGUCAGUCCGAGGCAGAGCAGCGAGGACAGCUACGAUGUCGUCUCACAGGUGAGCAACGGCGGCGCUAAGGAGGUCAACACCGCCAAGUCAAAGGGAGCCGAGAAGAGUGGCAAUGUAGACGAUGACGACGAUGAUGAUGAAGAGGACGAUGAAGACGAUGAGGACGAAGACGAGGAUGAGGAUGAAGAGGGAGAGGAAGAGGACAGUGACUGGGAGUGAUCCGCAGAUACGUACGCUGCACAGGCUUGCGUACUCUUGCAGCUAUUGUGUACGAUACACGGUGUAUUUGUUGUGUAU
This is a messenger RNA of Dichomitus squalens LYAD-421 SS1, 1651 nucleotides long. RefSeq lists its product as uncharacterized. Bases 14 to 1573 code for a protein of 519 amino acids. The record is from RefSeq and is a predicted model, not a curated record. NCBI's taxonomy places the organism in Eukaryota, Fungi, Basidiomycota, Agaricomycetes, Polyporales, Polyporaceae. The transcript has 4 exons. Gene Ontology annotation, cellular component: cytoplasm.